UGCAUUCGAUUCCGAUUCUGAAUACUUCUGAGACUGGAAUCGAUGGAAUCGAAUACCGAUUCCGAGACUGCAUCUGCGCAUGCGCAAAGCCACGUGGUAUCAAUUACAGCAAUAAUUAAGGUAUUAACUACUGAUUUAUUAACUAUUAUUAAUAUUAAAAGGUGUGGUUUAAUUCGGAAUCGUUUAAAACGAUUCCUACUUCUCUUUCGAUACGAGUACGAUUCCAUUCGGAAUCGAAGGAUCGAAUACUCCGGACUCGGAAUCGCCCAUCACUAUUUGCAGCUAUAGUUUUCCAUUUAUGUUUCACUUUGUCAUUUGUAGGAAGAUGCUCGGGAAUUAGCUGAUUUUAGUGAAACUGAUUUAGUAGAAGGACUACCACAGCAUCAUAGACUGAGAGAUGGACCAGGAGGGAUAGGAGCUCAAACUGGAGCUCUGACUCCAAAACGAACUAAAAAGAAAAAGAAGAAGAAGCAGCCGCAAAGGGAAGACUCGGAAGAUGAUGAAAGAGGAGGGGGAGCUGGAGUGAGACGACAGCAUAGUCUUAGAGAAAUGUUUCCAUCGACAAGUAGAAACUUUAAAUUGGAGCAUGUAGCAUCAAUUGUGUUUCAAGAAAAGAUAAAAUCUCAAGAAAAACUAGCUAGAAAGCUCUCCCUGCUAUCAGCAAAACAGCGACUAUCAAGCCGUCAAGUGUUCUUCGUACUAACAGAUAAAGAGAUACGUGUCAAAGAAGCCAAUACCACUGAUCUAUUAAUGAUGUUACCGUUCGCCAGUAUUAUAUUCUGUGCUCACUUCCAUUUGUCAGGAGAACUCUCAAACAUUUUGAGUAUUUUUGUUCGUAACGUCACAGAAGGGGGAGACUAUCAGGCUCACUUCUUUAAAUGUGCUAAUACUCCUGCACCUGCUAUAGCUGAAUUGAUAAACGGUGCAAUGACAAAUGCUAAACAACCAAGCAGACGCACAUCAUACAGGAAUGAUGAUCAUGAUGAGCUGAACCCAAUGUCCCACUCCAUGACACGAGACAUGAUUGAUGGGGAUAACUGGGGCAUUGGCUCACCCCCUCGGUCUCCCACUGGCCCCACCAUUCAGCCACUGCGAACUAUGCCGUCAAACAACCAGUCGCCUAACGCUUUCAUACAAAUGGGAGGACCUACAGGACGUGGAGGAGGAGGAGGAGGAGGAGGAGGAAGUAAUCCUGGGGUAGUUGUGUCUCACAUGACUUCAAGCACUGAUCAGUUGGCAAGGAGAGAUGUGAGCAGCAGUCCAGCAAUAUCAGCUGAUAUUGGGAGGCACUUAAGACCAUCUUCUGCUGGGAGCAAUUCUGCUUCAUCUCCAAACCAAUCUGGUAAUGCUCACUUGCUUCACCCACGUACGGCCCAGUUGCAGCACGAGGGGAUGAACCCCUCCCCACGUACUGCUAGAAGACUAGGGGAAAUGGUUGCAAAGACAACCAAUCAGUACACAGAGUCUGUUCUCUCUCGGUCUGCCGGGGGGGAGAGUAGGAGCAGCAGCGAUAUUAGGAAGACUAUGAAAGCUUCUAAAAUACAGCGUGAUGUGGUAAGGAGAUGCAUGAAUGCCU
Amphimedon queenslandica is the source of this 1576-nucleotide messenger RNA. RefSeq lists its product as uncharacterized. Gene Ontology annotation, cellular component: plasma membrane. Gene Ontology annotation, molecular function: actin binding. Gene Ontology annotation, biological process: regulation of Rho protein signal transduction; Rho protein signal transduction. The transcript is spliced from 8 exons. The annotation marks the transcript as partial. Lineage: Eukaryota; Metazoa; Porifera; Demospongiae; Haplosclerida; Niphatidae. The record is from RefSeq and is a predicted model, not a curated record.